This is a messenger RNA of Rhododendron vialii, 846 nucleotides long. RefSeq names its product transcription initiation factor IIB-like. The coding region runs from base 1 to 495 and encodes 164 amino acids. Gene Ontology annotation, molecular function: TBP-class protein binding. Gene Ontology annotation, cellular component: nucleus; transcription preinitiation complex. The transcript has 5 exons. Lineage: Eukaryota; Viridiplantae; Streptophyta; Magnoliopsida; Ericales; Ericaceae. Gene Ontology annotation, biological process: DNA-templated transcription initiation; transcription preinitiation complex assembly. The record is from RefSeq and is a predicted model, not a curated record.
AUGGCUGACGUGGUCUGCUGCUCGGACUGUAAGAGGGCGACGGAGGUUGUGUUCGACCACGCAGCCUGUGACACCUUGUGCUCGGAGUGCGGACCGGUCGGAUUGCAGAAUCGCUGCUGCGACCCUGACCAAUCGCUCAUCUCGGGCUUCAAGACCAUGGCUACCAUGUGCGAUAGGUUGGGCUUGGUUGCAAGAAUUAAGGGCUGUGCCUGUGAAAUAUUAAAGAAGACAGAGCAAAUCUAUAACAAGCGAAGAAAUCAGGAUGCUAUUUUGGCUGCUUGCCUAUACAUUGCUUGUCGGCUAGAAGAUAGUCCACGGACCGCCAAGGAGAUCUGCUCUGUUGCCAAUGGAGCGACACGGAAGGAAAUUAGCCGUGCUAAAAGCUGUGUGCUACAAGAGUAUGGGAUGUAUCAUUCAGUGGAGAUGGGUACCAUCAAUGCUUCGUAUGCUCUGGCUCUUUCGCUCCAAUCUCGGUCUAAACAUGCAAGCAGUUAAAGCUGCCGGGGAAGCUUUUCGAAUAUCUAAAAUCCGAGAUGUUUGAAGUAGUGGGAACUGUUUGAAGCAGACAAUUUUCCUCUCCAUGGACAGGCUUCACAUUAUAACUGAGCUUUCAUAGGCUUCACAUUACAACUGAGCUUUCAUAGGUCAUUGUAGCAGUGGGGUUUGCAAUAAACUGGAAAAAAGCAGCAGAAUUUUCGGCGUUAGAUCUUCUUCUUUUACCAUUUAUCUUUCUGAGUUCUGGUAUGUAACAAAAAGAAUUAGAGAAAACAUUCUUUCUGGAGGCGGAGGAAAAGGGGGGUUUUCCGCCACCCCCGUGGGCCUCUUUCGUGGUUUUUUUGGGUAACC